GUGUGUGUGUGUGUGCGCGCGCGCGCGUGUGUGUUUGUGUGUGCCUGUGUGUGCGCGCCCGUGUGCCAAUGGGGCUGCGUGUGCGUGUGUGCGCCCUCGCGGGAGUGUGAGUGCGUGAGAGCGCGCGGCGGGCAGGCGGGCGGGCGGGCAGAGGGAGAGACACCCAGCCACCGACUGCUGCAUUGCUGCUGAGCCACGACUCGCUCAGCCCCCAAUAUGCGGCCGCUGCUGCCGCUGCCGCCACCGCCGCCGCCGCCGCCGCUGCUGCCGCUGAGGGGCCCGCGAUCUGGUGGAGAUCAGCAGCAGAGCGGCGGCUGCAGGUGGAGAGCUUGGCGGUGGGCUUGAGCCGGGUCGGGCUCUCUUCUCCCUCCCCUCCCUUCCUUCCCCUCCCCCUCCCCUCGCUCCCCGGCCCCCCCGCCCGUCCGUCCGCCAGCCGCGGGUCCGCGCCAGGGAUUGGCACCGGCUUCUCCCCGACCCUUAUUUAUGAUGCUUUUUUUCUUGGGUGCUCUGCCUGUGAUGGUUUUUAGGCGGAGCCGUUUGCACCAAAAACUGUAGCAACUGCUCCCCCUUCUCUCCCCCUCCCCCCAUCCCUUCCCUUCCCCUUCCCUCCUCCCCUCCGAUACUGGAUCAACAGCAGAAGAGGGACUGGUCGGGAUCCGCGCAGAUAGACAAUGAAUAAUCGCAAGAAAUUGACUUGAAUUCCCCCGAAGCCGGCGCCGCCGCAGCUGAAGACGGCUCUCUUUUUUCUUUUUUCUUCUCUUUUCUUCUUGAAAGACCGAGGGACCACAGACAAACAAUUUGUUUCUUGUACCUUGUUCCUUUCCCCCCCUUUUUCUUUUUCACCUUUUGGGGGAUUUGCAAACCGAAUUACAUGCAUGUCCAGUGGGGGUAGGUUUAAUUUUGAUGAUGGAGGGUCCUACUGUGGAGGCUGGGAGGACGGCAAAGCGCACGGCCAUGGGAUCUGCACCGGCCCCAAGGGCCAAGGAGAAUACACCGGCUCCUGGAGUCACGGCUUCGAGGUGCUGGGGGUCUACACCUGGCCCAGCGGCAACACGUACCAGGGCACCUGGGCGCAGGGCAAGCGUCAUGGCAUCGGCCUGGAGAGCAAGGGGAAGUGGCUGUACAAGGGAGAGUGGACGCACGGCUUUAAGGGACGCUACGGGGUCCGGGAAUGUACCGGUAACGGGGCCAAGUACGAAGGCACCUGGAGCAAUGGAUUACAGGACGGCUAUGGGACGGAGACCUACUCGGAUGGAGGGACUUACCAGGGUCAAUGGGUUGGUGGAAUGCGCCAAGGCUAUGGCGUCCGGCAGAGUCCGUACGGCAUGGCUGCGGUCAUCAGGUCACUGAGGACGUCCAUCAACUCGCUGAGGAGUGAGCACACCAAUGGCACAGCACUGCACCCAGACGCCUCCCCUGCUGUAGCCGGCAGCCCUGCGGUGUCCCGAGGGGGCUUCGUCCUCGUGGCUCAUAGCGAUGCGGAGAUCCUCAAGAGCAAGAAGAAGGGGCUAUUCCGGCGGUCCCUACUGAGUGGCUUGAAGCUGCGGAAGUCCGAAUCCAAGAGUAGCCUGGCCAGCCAGAGGAGCAAGCAGAGUUCCUUCCGCAGCGAGGCUGGAAUGAGCACGGUCAGCUCCACUGCCAGCGACAUCAACUCCACCAUCAGCCUGGGUGAGGGGGAGGCAGAGCUGUCCGUCAUUGAGGAUGACAUCGAUGCCACCACAACUGAGACUUAUGUGGGUGAGUGGAAGAACGACAAACGGUCAGGCUUUGGGCUGAGCCAGCGCUCGGAUGGACUCAAGUAUGAGGGGGAGUGGGCCAACAACAAACGUCACGGCUAUGGAUGCAUGACUUUCCCGGAUGGCACGAAGGAGGAAGGGAAAUAUAAGCAGAAUAUUCUGGUGAGCGGAAAGCGCAAGAACCUGAUUCCACUGAGGGCCAGCAAAAUCCGGGAGAAGGUCGAUCGAGCUGUCGAGGCAGCCGAACGAGCGGCCACUAUCGCCAAGCAGAAAGCGGAGAUCGCAGCUUCCAGGACCUCUCACUCCCGGGCCAAGGCGGAGGCAGCUCUCACCGCGGCUCAAAAAGCCCAAGAAGAAGCUCGGAUGGCCAGGAUCACUGCCAAAGAGUUCUCGCCUUCCUUCCAGCACAGGGAAAAUGGACUUGAAUGUCAGAGGCCAAAGCGUCAGAAUUCCAGCGAUGAUAUCGAGGUGAUCUCCACAGGGACUCCCUUGCAACAGGAGAGUCCUGAGCUGUACCGGAAAGGCACAACCCCUUCCGACCUCACCCCCGACGACAGCCCUCUCCAGAGCUUCCCUGCCAGCCCCUCCAUCACGCCACCGCCAGUCCCGGCCUCCCGAAACAAGAGCGCCCACUUCUCCCGGCAGAUCUCCGUGGAUGAAGAGCGUGGCGGGGAGAUCCAGAUGUUGCUGGAGGGCCGGGGUGGGGACUACCUAAGACCUAACAGCUGGAGCGAGGAGAAGGUAGGGGGGUCGAGAGGGGUGCGGAGCGGCGCACUGCGGAGCUGCCAGCCCGGGGACGAGUACCGAGGCCGCAGCUCGGGGCACAAGCACCCGUCGUCCUCGUCGGCGUCGGGGAACCACAAGGCCCGGGAGAGGUGGGCGGAUUCCCCCACCCCAUUCUCAUGGACUUCCCAUCACCGAUCCAACAACCACAGCUCAGGAAACCCCAAGCUGUUGGAGUUGGACGAGAAGCUAAGCAACUACGAGAUGGAGAUGAAGCCGCUCAUGAGGAUGGAUUCGUAUAUGCAAGAGGUGCACACCCAAAAAAGACACUACAGUAAAGCCGGGGCCUGCCGGAGCUUGGUGGAGGAUCACCGCUCCGACGACCGGGCCUUCGGGGUGCAGAGACUGAGGUCCAAGGCCCAGAACAAGGAGAAUUUCAGGCCAUCGUCUUCUGCUGAGCCCACAGUGCAAAAACUGGAAAAUCUAAGGCUCGGGGACAAAGCCGAGCCCCGGCUACUGAGAUGGGACUUAACCUUUUCCCCACCCCAGAAAUCCUUACCUGUUGCACUAGAAUCUGAUGAGGAAAAUGGGAAUGAGCUGAAGUCCAGUACGGCUUGUGCUGAAAGCACUUCACAAACCUUAGAACCCCAUAGAAAUGGGAGCUAUACUUCUCAAGUGUUCAGAGGAUGCAAGGAUACAUUUGCCGUGGCCCUCCAUGGGGCUCAGAGAGAGACCAAAGGGCUCAGCUCCUAUUCUGGUGGUCAUGGUGAUCUUGCUAAACAUUGGAGUCGCCAUUUUGUUUAUUAACUUUUUCAUCUAAUGAGAUUGUCUUAGCAAAAAUAACAGUUCUACAUAUGGAUGGGGGAAAGGAGAGGAAAGCAAAACACAAGACAAAAACAAAACAAAACAAAAAAAGGGAACGAGUAUAACUCUGACUGUCCAACAACAACUUCCAAGUCUUUUCACAGAAGAACAACAUGAUUGGGUAUCACUCACAGUUUGCCUUUUUUUCUGGGUAAUGUUUUUUGGAUUUUAGCCAAAAUUCUUUGCUUGUAUAACACUAUGCUGUGUGACAUGGCAGAAGGUGGCCAACACGCCAGCCCUCCCAGCUAGACACGGAAAGAGAAGACAAGGGAUCUCGGGAAAUCAACAGCAAAAAUCAAAUCACCUUUGUUAUCAUUGUCAUCAUCACGGCAAGGAGGAUGAACUGCUGCCAGUGGCGGCCAAAGAGCAAAGUCCCGGAGGAGCGUCUCAUUUUGAGCUGGGUCAAGCAAGGAGAAGGAAGCAGAUGUCUUCAAGAUGCCAGGAUCAGGGUUGGGAGAUGGAAAGAAAGGUAGUUUAUACUUUCUUUUCACUCUCGACUUUGAGAUAUCCUGGUGACGAGCAUUUGUGGGUAUAGACAGGGAACGAAGCUGUCUUUUCCCAAUGGGUAGGGAAACUAGCCCUUCUUAUUGUCUUUAAAUGGACAUAUACAUAUGUUCAGGGGUGAGGGGAGAAACAGCUUCCCCUUUUCUACUCAUCUAAAUUAAUUAAUCUUAACAUUUUCCAACACUGCCCUGUAGGCUUUCUUUGAGAAGGCCAAAUCCCUGAUCCCAACUCAUACCCUGGAUUUUAACCAAACACAGGUGUGUGCAGACACAUCUGGAGCAGUGGUUCUUUUUUUUUUUUUUUUAGCAUCAAAUUCCCUAAACCCAAGUGUUCUCCUUUGCCUCCUUGUUACCCACACACCAGCUCCUAAGGGAAACCAUGCUACCAGAGGUCCAGGAAUUGGAUUCAGGUUCAGACUGGAGUGUCUAGAUGGGAAACCAGGGCGAUAAUUCAGAAGAGGAAUGAUGAAUGCAGCCGAUGUGUCUGGUACAUCUUGCCAUGGACAGUUUCCGACAUCAUGCUUGGGCUCAGAGCAUGUGGUAUUUUUGCACUUUGUAUGCAGGAUGUAUAUUCAGGCUUCCAACAUGUCCCUUGUUCGCCAUCAUUGGUAAUGACAGCCCCUUAAGGAUGUAUUGUUUUCUACGAUAUAUGUCACUUAAGUUCAUUGGUUUUACCAUCUUUGUAAUAAUGCCUGCCUUGAUUUCCCCACUGGUAGAUAUGCAUAGUCAUUAAAGAUGCACUAUCCCUGUUCUGAAGCUGUGUGGGUCCCAAUAACAGGAUCAUGUUUUAAAACUCAGUGGGCUAAAAAAAAAAAAAUUCCCAAGUUCACAAAAAUAAAUCUCUACCUCCCACCCCACCUCCCCUCAAAAAAACAAUGCAAAAACAUAUAACCUGAGUGUUGUUUCCGUCAGACCAGGAGGUGCCAUUAUGGCUUCAGGAUCUGACCCAAGUCAUAGGCUAGACCACCAUGUUUGACUGUCCCUCUCUGAUCAGUAGUCAUUAGAGAUAACACCCUGACAUGCCCGUGCGUGUAUGUAUGUGUCUAUACUGAGUGUGGACAGAUCCACAGACAAACACCUCAGUUCCAAAUUGGGGAAAUCCCUUUGCAAAAGGAUUCCACAUACAAUGCUGUUGGGUACAGCCCAGACUUCCGGACUCUGCUUUGCUUCUCUUUAGCUGUUUUUCUGCUCUGUUUGAAGCAGAUUUCUUUAUUACACUGCACUGGAUUGCUAUAUUUUUAACCAGAAAUAAACUAAAGAUUAGAGCAUGUUCCAUUUAAGUUUAGUUCUUUUCCUUACACACUCACACACACACACACACACACACUCUCUCUCUCUCUCUCUCUCUCUCUCUCUCACACACACACACACACACACACACACACACACACACACACAUACACAUGCCAUCCUCACAGUUUUCUUUAGUUUGAGGGUCUUUUUUGGGGAAGAGGGUGGGAGGGGACAAAGGAGGAGAGAGUAUCAGUAAUACAAAUACAUUUCUGACAAUUUGCUUUCUAAAGGGAUAUUACAUCUUUUGUACAUCUUAAUUUUCUGUUCCUCUUUUUUAAUAUUGAGUGGUUGCUGCAGAACCUAAAGUGAACCAAAUAAAGAUUCUUGUUAACUUGCAGCUCUGAGAAUCCUACAUGCUGGGAUACGUGUUUUGUAAUUCUGUUUGCAACUCUUUGUAAAGAUUAGCAAGACUUCUUUUGUACAUUCCAGUAACUGCAUGCCACAAAAUGGUACCUACAAAUGCAGGUUACAUAUUUACAUGCAAACACCAUACAAUAUUUAGAUAUGUAUUUAAAAAAAUCGACAGCACAAAAAUGCCUAUCAUUAAAUACGAGAACUAGUGGUUUCAUGCCUAGGGACUUCACACGGGUGACUGACUGUUUUCCAUGACCACCUUUCCUGGCUGCCAGUGAAUUAAAUUGUGGACACCCAGUGAAUACCCCAGAACUUUUGUUCUGGGGUCAUUAUAUUCACUAGGACCGAACCAUUUCCUCUCAUUCCCAAAUGACCGAAAGGACUGACUGGAGUCAAGGCUGACAAAACAGACUGCUUGGGUCUGAAAGAUACCUGAAGAGUAGCUUUAAUUGGUUUCCAAAACAAUGUGAUUAAAAGCAAGGAUGACUUGAUUAAUUGCUGUGGGUUGAGCACUUUAAGACAACACCUGCUUGUCCCACCUAAGCCAGAGCCUCACACUUCCCCGACAGCGACAUCACUCAUCGUUGUCCUCCACGGACAUCUACUGAGGGGCUUCUCUCCAUCUCUUGCCUGAGCACACACAGGCUUGUCUCACUAGAGGAAGGUAGAAGAGAAUCACAAGGUGGGCGGGGCAGUAUAGAAGCGCUCCAUGCGGCUAGCAGCCGUCUCCCAGUGGCCCAAAGCAUUUAAAAGGUUUUUAAUUAAUACCCAAAGCAAUCCUAUAAGAAAGGUGCCGUUGUCCCUAUGCUGCCUAUGUGAAAGCCGAAGCACAGAGAGUGAAGAGACUUGCCAGAGAAGGCACCAAAUCCACUCUGGGAAGGCGGUGGAUGAAUCUUACUAACCCAUGCUUUGAAACCUGGUUUUCUAAACCAUGCAUUUCAAACAGUUAAAAGGAGGGGAAAAAAGAGAUUUAUUUUGUUUGGAAAGAGUAUGCAGUAAGAAACUUGGAAAAUCAGCGAUCCUAGUCAUCGCCCUAAAAACAAAGCAUUUUAUGUAGGUCAUUUUGGCCAUUCUCUUGUUACUUGGCCAAACCCAAGCCUUGACUAACCCCAGGUUAGUCCAAUUAUAUGAAAAGAUAACUUGGGAGGAAAUGAGUCCUUGGUGAAAUCGGGUGAAAGAGACUCACCUGGGAAAGGAGUCACUUUUUUAAAGAGGUUUCCUAAAGGAUUUAGUUGAGUUGUUUGACUUCUCUGUGCCUCAGUUUACCUAUUUUUCUUACCUGAAACUUGAGGAUUUUCAUAAUUUGUAUUUCAAGUUGAUUUGUGCCUUUUGAAUUUGAUUUCCUGCAUAGGAAGUGUCUGAAUAGUUGAAUACCUUAAAAAUGCUCCUUUUCUCCAUCCUCUCGGACUUAUGGGCUGCAGGCCCCAGCUGAGAUGAUAUGAAUGGUGUGAUGUAUGUAAAAAUAAAGAGUAUGAACAAGCAAGGCCUAGCAGCCAGGCAGAAGGUCAGUGCAGCUCCCAGGAAAUGAGAGCACAUUCAUUUGAGCAGAUCACUAAGGGAGAAAAAUCCCAGAAACACAAGGGCUUACUGACUGAUUUUCUAAAGUGAUCCUUAACCCUUUCGAACAAAUGCCAACAUCCCUCUUUUUUGUUGUUGGGUUGGGUUUUUUUGAGUCAAAAUCUCCCCAAGCAUGCAUGAUUGGACAUGCCAGUCUCAAGCCAAUUCACUAUUUCCUAUAGCCACCCAAAAAGAGGCAUUUGAUGAAAUCACAAGACAAUUCUGGGCUCUAGAUGUUUGGUCCUCUGGCUUGUGGUGCCAAAAGAAAUGAUAGGUAGGCCACCAAGUAUGAAAAAUAUGCAGAUAGAGCCCCCAUAUUGGAUUGGUUGCAGAGAGUAGGUAGCUAUCUUUCAGGGAAUCCGAGGGCUGGAACAGUUUGUCACUCGGUUUUGAAAAAGAUUUUCCAUAAAGCAUGGAAUAACAUGUUCUGUCUCAGACAGAGCUUUUGUCCUUGAGACACCAUCUUGUAAAAAUGAAAGGGACAAGAGGGAACCUUGCAAGGCCUGCUAGUUCAUCUCCUACCUUCUAAUAAUAAUACAAUGGCUAAGACACCUGAGGUGGCUCAUCAAAGGGGACCAUUUUGAUAUUUCACUUUAUUGUGUUUCCUCCUCUCUAAUUUCAGAUGUCUUCAUGGUACACCCAUUUGGCUUGUUUUUUUCUUAUUCUGCCUUUAAGCCCAGAUGGAACUAACGGGUAUCUAUCAUCCUUUGUGCAAUAAUUUGUAUUUUCUCUCCUAGGUUAAAUCCCAUUUCUUUGACUUUUUUAUAGAAACUGUCUUCCAACAUUUACACCUUCCUUUAGUUCAGGAAAAGUAACUAAGGGAAAGGUGCCUUUCAAAAAUUGUGCAAAAUAUCUCCUCCACUAACUAACCAACUACUUGAUCUAGUAGAGAAGAAAGGAUGCCAGCAUUUUCAUCAUACCCAGUUAAGAUAAGUAGGGUUUCUCAACCUUUUUUUGUGGGUAUCCUGGAGCCCAAGGGCAGUCUGGUGAAGUCUAAGGACCCCUUCUCACAAUAACACUUUUAAAUGCUUCAAAGAAAACAUGGGGUUACAAAGGAAACCAAAGGUUAGUGAACAUUAAAAUGUCUUUGUCCCCCAUCUGAGUUCAUGGACUCUCUCUUCCAAGUUAAGAAGCUGAGAGAGAUUAAUUUUUAUAGUGUUUAUUUGACAGUUACUCCGGGGGGGGGGGGAGCAAAGAAGUUGCCUUUUGUUCGCUUAAGAAUAACAGUCAAAAAUCCAGUUAAAGGAAAGGGUAGAAGGCUGAAUCUUUGGCCUAUACAAGUAAGAUUUGCCUGAGGUGUUCGUCAGGCUGCCUCACCUCUGGCUGUCAGCGUUCCCCAGAAUUAAGAGUAAACAAAAUGAACCCUUUGACAUAGGAGUCCAAGCAGCCUUGCUAAGUCUGCCUUAAAUGAUGCAAGGGGGAGGAAAAAACAAACAAACCAACCAACCAUGAAGUUGCCUUGACUUAAGCAAUGCCCUUGAAACACAUAGGGCCCCUAAGAUAUAUCCAUCUACAUGCCUGCAAAAGAUGUGGAAAUCUAUGGGAAGACUCAGAAUAUAAGGGCUCGUGAAUCAUAAGCCAGGACAGGCUAUGAGGAACAGAAGGUUAUCCUUACGGCCUUGUGUCCAGGAAGGAUGGGGAAGGUUAUCAGUGUGAGACGGAAAGGGUUUGAAUGAUUUGGAGAGGACUCAGCGGCUGAAAAUGUUGAGAAAAGAUGGCCGACAUCUUAGGACUUAAUUCUACUGCUUGAUGGAGACUUUCAGGUCCAAAAUCCCUCGGUGGGGACACUGGCAACGAAAGAGGUGAUUUGGCUCGUGCAUGGAUAAAUGAUUUAAUGCCUUGCUUAUGGAGAGGGACUGAUUGUGUUUGUUUCAAUGCAUGGGACCAGAUUGGCAGCACCAGAGGCAUUAUUCUGUUCCGAGUCUUUCCUAUGCCAGUCUUUGUGGGCAGAUGGAGGAGCCUGAAAUCGGGCACAAACCCAGUACUUUGCAAGGAAAAGCACCCUGGCCGUAGGAGUCUGCUUAUUAUCAAGGCCGCUGUCCCCGCUCUGUUCAAUUCAAUACACGCCGAUCAUUUUACUGAAUGACUGUUACUUACAAAGUUAUGGCCAGGGUGUCUCAGGCCCACGAGAUAACAAAGGUCAAAGCAGAGAAUGGGUGCGACUUUACAUCCCUACCUCAUUUCUUGCUGUUUUUCUACUGUUGGUUGGCAAAAUGAAGAUCCUAUUCUGGAGGAGGAAAAAAAAAAAAGAGAUUUUAGUGGAUUAAAAAAUCAAUAUGUCCACAGUGAGAUGAUAUGGCUUCUCAAAGAACUACCACAAUCUCAGGCUGAACUGAAAAGCAUAUGAUCCCACUGUUUUCUUGUCCUGAUGAGUCCACACCUGGAGUACGGUGUUCAAUUCUGGGUGCCGUAUUUUAAGAAGGACAUUGAAAAGCUAGGCAGAGUGUCAAGGAAAAUGACCAGGACAGUGACCAUAGCCACCUUCAGAUAGCUGCCUCAUGGAAAAAAGACUAGACUCAUCUGUGAGGCUUUGGAACAAUGGAUUCUAGUUGCAGAGGCAGAUUUAGGCUGAGUUUAAAGGAAAAGCUUACAAAUAACUGAAGCUGUUCAGUAUAUAAGGUGAAUUUCCUGACAAUUUAGAUUCAUCCAAAAGGGGAAUGGCCUGCUUCAGGGAGUAGAGGGUACAAGUGGCACUAGAUACCCUCUGAGACCCCUUCUUAUUGAUCUUCACCGACACAUCAGUCAACUCAUUGCCAUCACAUAUUCAGAAGCAGAGUAAAACCAACAUGUCUCCUUGACACCCAAACUUUGGCCUUCUUUUUGUUUCUGUUUUCCCAUACAAAGGGGCUUAGCAGGAUUGACGUGAGGUCGGGAUUCAUAACAUUUUUCCUUCAAGUAUAUUUCUUCACGAGGUUAUUUUCUACUUCCCAUUCCUCCACUGUUGGGUUUCCAUGGGUCUCCGCCAACAGCUCCUGUAUUCCCCUCCACGGUGGCUAAGAUGUUUAAGGCACCUAGGGGAGUCUUGACCUGUCUCUUCCCCUACAUAGAUGCUCUCCCCUCCAUCCUGAUACCUUGAAAAGCUUUCCUUUCUAAUAUCACAGUAAUCCGCUUUCUCCCAUCCCAUUCAUAAUAAAUAGUGCCUGAGGCUUCCUCUUUCUUUGGGUGAAGAUCCUUUACCACCACUUGUUAGAAGGUCCUGUGUCCUGAUUCUGACCAUAUUGGUAACAUUCAGACAACUAAAGAUUCCUUUUAGGGAGUCUUAUGUCCAAAGUUCAUUGGAAUCUGAGCAAACACAGUUUUCCCCCUGACAUUCAUAAGGAUGAUUCCUAAGGUAAGGAGAUGUUAUUCAGUCUCAGUCGAUUUCUACCUUCCAUAAAAGCCUCAUAUUCUGUGGCUGGAAGGGAAAUGCUCUAACCAGCCAGGAUGGCUUUUCUCAACAGUAGGGUCAGUUUCAGAGGAGUGGACAGUUCAUAACCCAUAGGAAGUGACAGAAACGUCUGACAGAAGCACCCCCUUCUCUUUUCUUUAGAAAGGAUGAAGCUGCUCGCUUGUGCAGCAGCUGAAUGUCCUUGCUGCCAAGAUUGGGCAGAUGGACAUCAUCUUAGCCUACGUUUUUGCUGCAAAACCCAGAGCUUCCACGGUGUUAGCAAUUCUGGCUCUGCUUCUCCCCCCGUUUCUCUCUCUAGCUCUGGACUGUCAGCUCUCUCACUUCAGACUCUCCACCCAAGUGAGACCUGCCCAGUUUAGCACUGUCACUGCCGUAAUCAGAAUAGCUGUGACCUGCACUUUCACCUGCUGCUGGGUCCUCCUGGGGAUGAGGUGGGGAGGGCAACCAGGGCCCAAUGCUGCGGAUCCAAGUCCUGUUUCUCAUGCACAUUUGCCAGGUCCUUCUCCCUAACCGCAUGGAGAACAGUCCCUGGAGGCAGGGGCUUUCUCUUAAUGCCCAUGGUUCCUUAUUUCUGGUGCCUCCGUGACUUUCUGAGGUUCUGACUAGCAUCCUACUGGACACAAUUUAUUUAGCUGGACUCUGCGUCUUUGCAUCGCUCGCCCACCCAAAGUAGCCCGAUCUAAAAAGAAAAACCCAAUCAUCCUUUUGGAGAGCUGCAUAUGAAAACUUGAUCACACACUAGACAUGAAACCACUAACCCUUAUGUGGAUGCCUUUUUGUGACUCCUUAAGUAAACGGUCUAAAUCUGCAUUUUUCUUUUUUCUGGUUCUGUUCUUUUAUUUUUUUUUUUCCUGGUGCAUGUAAACUGUUUGCUGAUACAGUGCAAUUAUUUUGUGCAUUGACAAAAAAAAGGGAAUGUUGAAUAUAUUCUGACUUUUUUUCUCAUUGAUGAAGUGGCUACAAAAAGUUACCUCGGCCUUUUUUCUUUUCUUUUAGCUGAAAGAAAAUAGCUUGGUUACUUAAAAAAUGAUAAUAAAAUAAUUUUCUUUAAUGAA
Molecule: messenger RNA, 11473 nt
Organism: Dromiciops gliroides (monito del monte)
Lineage: Eukaryota; Metazoa; Chordata; Mammalia; Microbiotheria; Microbiotheriidae
Gene: JPH3
Product: junctophilin 3
Biological process (GO): regulation of synaptic plasticity
Cellular component (GO): endoplasmic reticulum membrane; plasma membrane; junctional membrane complex
Source: RefSeq, a predicted model, not a curated record